Molecule: messenger RNA, 891 nt
Organism: Microcebus murinus (gray mouse lemur)
Lineage: Eukaryota; Metazoa; Chordata; Mammalia; Primates; Cheirogaleidae
Gene: RNASET2
Product: ribonuclease T2
Biological process (GO): RNA catabolic process
Cellular component (GO): extracellular region
Molecular function (GO): RNA binding; ribonuclease T2 activity
Source: RefSeq, a predicted model, not a curated record
GGCGCGGGGCUCGGCGGGACGCGGCGGGCGAGGCUGCGCUCGGGCCGGGGCCGACGGCGGUGUCUCCUCCCCGCAGGGCUCGCGCCAUGGGGCCCGUGGCGGUGCGCGGCGCCCUGCUGGGCUGCCUCUGCCUGGCCCUCGGUUACCUGUGCGCUGCAGAUAAGCUCUUGAGUGGCAUCCAUGAGUGGAAAAAACUAAUUCUGGUUCAACACUGGCCGGAGACAGUGUGCGAGGAGGUGCAGAAUGACUGCAGAGACCCCCCGAACUACUGGACAAUUCACGGGUUGUGGCCUGAUAAAACUGAAGAAUGUAAUCGAUCGUGGCACUUUAAUUUAGAAGAGAUUAAGGAUCUUCUGCCAGAAAUGAAGACCUACUGGCCUGAUGUGCUUCAUCCGUCCCCUAAUCGCAGCCAGUUCUGGAAGCACGAGUGGGAGAAGCACGGGACCUGCGCCGCACAGGUGGAGGCGCUCGACUCCCAGAAGAAGUACUUUGGCAAGAGUCUGGCCCUGUACCAGAAGCUGGACCUCAGCAGUGUUCUCCUAAAGUUGGGGAUAACACCGUCUAUCAAUUACUACCAGGUUGGAGAUUUUAAAGAUGCGCUUACCAGAGUGUACGGAGUGGUGCCCAAACUCCAGUGCCUUCCGCCGAGAGAGGGAGAGGCGGUGCAGACGCUGGGGCAGAUAGAGCUCUGCCUCACCAAGGAGGACCAGCAGCUGCGCAACUGCACCGACCCGGGCGAGCGGCCGGCCCCCGGGCAGGGCCUGGGCCUGGGCCUGGGCCUGCGGGUCUGUGAGGACGGCCCCUUCUUCUACCCCCCACCCAAAAAGACGAAGCACUGAUGCCAAAUUCUGGAAAUAUUCUGUGUUUUGAAAUACAAGAGAAAUUCACAAA